This is a messenger RNA of Anguilla rostrata (American eel), 2650 nucleotides long. RefSeq names its product ras association domain-containing protein 9-like. The record is from RefSeq and is a predicted model, not a curated record. Gene Ontology annotation, biological process: signal transduction. The transcript is spliced from 2 exons. The coding region runs from base 106 to 1407 and encodes 433 amino acids. NCBI's taxonomy places the organism in Eukaryota, Metazoa, Chordata, Actinopteri, Anguilliformes, Anguillidae.
AUUUGGUUGGGGGCAAUGCUAACCGUAGGCUGCUAUCGCCGUGCUGCGAGAUUGAUUUAAAGCACCAAAUUAUAAUCUGAGUGAGUUGCAAAUGCGUGAGCUGCUAUGGCACCGUUCGGAAAGAAGUUUCUGAAAGCGCGCUUGAAAAACAGGUCCGAAGGCAGAGAUGGCGAGCCGGGGAAGGAGAUACAGGUGUGGGUGCGGCGGGAGGAGAAGACGGUGUGCGGGCUCACGAAGCACACCACCUGCGCGGAGGUGGUCCAGGCGCUGCUGGAGGACCGGGCCUCGCGCCCGCCGGACGCCGGGGGGGCCGCGCCCGCGGAGUACUGCCUCCUGGAGAGGUGGAAGGGCUUCGAGCGCGCCCUCCCGCCCCUCACCCGAAUCCUGCGCCUCUGGACCGCCUGGGGGGACGAGCGGCCCUUCGUGCAGUUCGUCCUGGUGAGCGCGCGCGACUACGGGCCUCGGCUCGCGGGGUCGCCACCGCUAUCACCGCUAUCGCCGCUGCCGCUGUCGCCGCCGGGGUCGAAGGUCGGGGACCAGGCCCCGGCGCAGUACGUCAGGUCCCUGCCGGUGGACAGGCAGAAGAGGAUGGUGAGGAAGGCCUUCCGGAAGCUGGGGAAGAUGCGGGAGCAGGAGCGGGCGACCUCGCCCGGGGACGACGGGGCGAUCGGCGGCCUGGUCCAGCUGAUCAUCUCCCAGGACCGCGCCCUCCGGGAGCAGGCCCUCAGGAUGCGGGAGCUGGACCGGGAGAUCGAGCGCGCCGAGUGGGGGCUGGGGGCGGCCCUCGAGACCCCCCCCGACCUCGGCUCGGCCGACAGCGUGGCCCGGCUGGCGGCGGGCGACCCGGGCGGCGCCGACGGGCUCGGGCGCCUGGACAGGCAGCUGGAGCGGCACAGGGACCUCAUCCAGCGGCUGACCCGCGACAUCGACGCGGAAAUGCGGGGCGCGUGCUCGGCGGCGGGCGCGGGCGAGCCGGCGGGCGGGGGGGGGCUCGGCUCCAGCGCCCCCCCUCCCCCGGACGACGCGGCGGAGACGGAGCGGGUCAGGAGGGACCUGGAGCACAGCAUGUACCGGGGCCUCGCCCUCAACGCGCAGCUGGCCGACCUGGACCGGGAGCUGGAGCUGAACCAGGCCGUCCUCGCCUCCAAGAGCCGGGAGUGCGAGAUGCUGGCCGAGCAGCUGAGCGCGCUCCGAGCCGACGACCCCGCCCGCGACCACGCCCACGACCCCGCCCACCUCACGGAGGAGCCCGGCCACGCCGGCGCCGCCCACACCGAGCUCCGGAAGGUUCUCUCGCACGGCGACGGGACGGACACCGACUCGGACACGGGAAUAAGCUCCACCCACAGCCAGGACUCCCUGUCCCCCUGCGGGGACGUGCGCCCCCCACUGGAGACUCAAGUGUAAUCGCCCUCUCGGAUGGCGAACGCACUGCGACGUAUUAUAAACACACCGACCUUUCGGAAAAGUGUACACCGUGGAUAUAUUUCACCGCAGCGUAUUUUAAAAAUACGUACAUUGCGAUAACUGAAUCAUUUGUAUAUUUGCCCGUAUGUUGUGAAGCGCUGCAGUAUGUUGACUGUUGGAAUAUAUUUUUUAGUGUGUUCCAGGUCCAUCAAACCACUGUGUGAAUCAAAGUAAGCUACCAUUAUCAUUAUUACUAUCUGCAUCAUUUUAAGGUGAAUCCAAAAGCUAGAGGAAUUGCUCAGUAUUUCAUUGGCUGCUGUUGUCCAGGUUCUGGCUGUCAGUUACAGAGACCCCAAGGGGUUAGGCAAGAGAAGAGCGCAGUAACAUAGUUUCACCACAAGGGGCGCUGGCCAGGGUUUGCAAUCUGCACUUGUUUCGAUUUUUUUGAAGGCAUGUAGUUCUCUGUACAGUUGUUGAUUAUAGUUUUUAAAGUCUUUUUCCCACGGUGCAGGACUGCCUGCUGCCGUGGGCUAUGCGUGGCAAACAAUGGUCACUCACUCACUCACUCACUCACUCACUCAUGGGCGACCUGAGAGGGACGUUUGGUAGGACACAUGCGCAUGUGAUGCUUCGUUUAGUAGGACGCAUGCGCAGGUGCAUCUCCCAAAAUCACCACUUCGAACGGCAUGAGAUUUUUAGGCACAGCUUUGUCACCUAACAUUACAUUAGCUAACCCUAACAUGUUAGCGUUUCACCUACUUUAGUUAACCUAGUUAGCACGUACCACCGAUACAGAUGUAUGGACACACGGAGGACAACAAAUAAUGUUACAGAGGUGUGCCGUGGGUCUGGACGGUUUCGUGCUUGUUUAUUAAUUUCUGUUAGAAUUCCUUACUUGAAUACUUUUUGCCAUUUUCAUUUUGAUUCUUCAAGCUGCUGUUCAUUUUUGUUUCCACGUGGCUUAAAUUUCAGUUUAAAUUUGAAUGUAAAACAACUAGCACUUAAAAUAGUUGGCAUAUUUUUUGAUAAGAUGUGCAUAAUUGUUUAAGUUUGAAAUUUAAGUUGUUUUAUAUUAAAACAUGCCAAAUACCCGUAAGUUUAUCUCACACGUGCCUUCAGUAAUUAUUUUGUAUUGUGCGGUGAGGUGUCAAAGAAUGAUGUUGACAUAAUUUGUUUGUUAAUAUAGAAAAUAUGUUAAAUAUGUUCCAUAAAUGUCUAAAAUAAAUAUUUUCCGUACAAAAUA